This is a messenger RNA of Aspergillus eucalypticola CBS 122712, 360 nucleotides long. RefSeq lists its product as uncharacterized. Lineage: Eukaryota; Fungi; Ascomycota; Eurotiomycetes; Eurotiales; Aspergillaceae. The coding region runs from base 1 to 360 and encodes 119 amino acids. The record is from RefSeq and is a predicted model, not a curated record. The transcript is spliced from 5 exons.
AUGGGUUUACCAUGUUUACCUACUACAAUCUACCCUGGAGGCCAAGGCUAUCUGGGUCCCGCUUGUCGAUUCAAUGUUCGGGAGAGUGGAAGUUUGGAGCUAGCAACCCCCAGACAAAGUUACCCAAGACCCAAGGUUUCCCAUCCUACUGAACCGUCUUCCGGUCAAGAUGGCUUGGGGGAAGAGGGGAACACCGAUCCCCACCCUGUCCGCUUGUGCCUUAGAACGCUGAAAGUGGUGAACCACGACCGAAGGCAAUUGCACGGCGCUCCAAAGGAGUCAGAGCUGAGGCGGAUCACAGCAUGGUCACGCCAAUACAACAAGCAGUGUCUACGUAUGGGAUAUUCUGUACGACAGUGA